GCCCGGGGACACGCCGUGCACCGUCCAGCUCGGGGCUUUCGCGGCGGCAGCGGCGGCGGCAGCGUUAGCGGCGAGAGCGGCGUUUCCGUCAGCGCUUCUCCCUCCGGCGGGCGACGAGGAGAGGCGGCGGCGGCGGCACGGGCACACCGGUGUCUCUCGCUGGAGAUUUCUUUCUGCUUUCCUCAUCGGCUGACUGACUGGCUCACCCCCUCCCCGAUUAUUAUUAUUUUUCUGAGGAACGGUGACCUCUUCUCUGGGACUGGGAAAAAUAUUUUUUGUGAGGCAGGGUGUGUGUGUGUGUGAGGGGGGGGCGGGCGGCAGCGUCAGGGUUUGCUUCUUCUCUUCUUUCUUCUCUCCUCCCCCCUCGAAGACCGAAAAGCAAACCCCACAACUGCUCCAGCAUCCUCCUUCCUCCUCUUCCUGCGCCUCCUUUCUCCAACCCCUUCGCAGUUUCGCCCUCUCCUCCGCUAAUGAUUGCAUUAUUAUUAUUAUGCUUCCUUCCCAGGGAGGGGGUCUCGCCCCUCUCCGAUCGCUCCCCAGCCCUGGUCUCCCGUGGAUGCAAUUUCUUAAAAAUUUUGCAGCCUGGGAGUGAGUUUUCUCCCAGGCGUGUGUGAGAGGUGGCCGGAGGGGGGGUGUUGUUUUCAAGUUCAUUGCCCCCACUUUUCCCGCGACCUUUUCGGACCCGAUUUUGGAUCCUGGGGGUGGGGCGGGGGGAAGAGGGUGUGCAGGCGUUUUGGGGGGGCGCGGCGGAGAAUGGCCGCGGGGAGGGCUCCCCGGAGCCUCCCAGUCUCUUGAUCAAAGCAUUCCGCUAUUCUGAUUUAUUGCCUGCUUGGUGAGUUAUUUUUUUUCCCCUCUAAAGGAGACCUGUGUGUUCAGCCAUUACUUUGCUCGGCGCUGCUCCCAGGCAUCUCCGACCCCGGUGCGGCGGGGAGCCCCACACUUGGGCUCUGCGCCCCCCGUCCCUCCUCCCCUCUCCCCGCCCCUUCCCCCUUUUCUUUCUCCUCUCUUUCUUCCCCUCUCUCCCUUCUUUCGGCCGCCGUCUCCCCCGCGCCCUCCUCCAGGCGGAGGGAAGCCGUGAUCGGGGGAGGGAGGGCUCAGUGUCAAUUUUUUUUUGGUGUGCGUGUGUGUGAGUGUGUGUGGCCGCGGCCGGAGCCUGUGGCGGGCAGCAGGCAAGCGGGGGGACCCCGGCGCGGCACAGCCAUGGAUGGCCCGACGCGGGGCCAUGGACUCCGCAAAAAGCGGCGGUCGCGGUCGCAGCGAGAUCGGGAGAGGCGCUCCCGGGGCGGGCUAGGGGCCGGCGGCGGAGGGGCUGGCCGGACCCGGGCGCCCUCACUCGCCUCGUCGUCUGGCUCCGACAAGGAAGACAAUGGGAAGCCCCCGUCCUCCGCCCCGUCCCGGCCCAGACCCCCGCGGAGGAAGCGGAGAGAGUCCACCUCGGCCGAAGAGGACAUCAUUGAUGGAUUUGCCAUGACCAGCUUUGUCACUUUUGAAGCGCUGGAGAAAGAUGUAGCACUUAAGCCUCAGGAACGUGUGGAGAAAGGGCAGACUCCCCUGAGUAAGAAGAAACGAGAAGCACUUACCAAUGGCUUGUCUUUUCAUUCAAAGAAGAGCAGGCUCAGUCAUCCACACCACUACAGUUCAGAUCGAGAAAAUGACCGCAAUCUCUGCCAGCACCUUGGGAAGAGAAAGAAAAUGCCGAAGGGACUCAGACAGCUCAAGCCAGGACAGAACAGCUGCAGGGACAGUGACAGCGAAAGUGCCAGUGCAGAAUCCAAGGGUUUCCACCGGAGCAGCUCCCGUGAAAGGCUCAGCGAUAGUUCAGCUCCUUCCAGCUUGGGAACAGGCUACUUCUGUGACAGUGACAGUGACCAGGAAGAAAAGGCAUCAGAUGCCAGCUCUGAAAAACUCUUCAACACUGUUAUUGUAAACAAAGAUCCGGAGUUAGGUGUUGGCACGCUGCCCGAACAUGACAGCCAGGAUGCAGGGCCGAUUGUCCCCAAGAUAUCUGGUCUAGAGAGGAGCCAGGAGAAGAGCCAGGACUGUUGCAAAGAGCCCAUCUUUGAGCCCGUGGUGCUUAAAGACCCCUGUCCUCAGGUCCCCCAGCCACUACCCCAGCCGCCCGUGGAGCCCCAGCUCCGAGCUCCUUCUCCGGAUCCUGACUUGGUACAGCGAGUGGAGGCCCCUGCCCAGCCGCCCCCUCCGAGUACUCAGCCGCCACAGGGCCCCCCAGAGGCCCAGCUGCAGCCCGCCCUGCAGCCUCAGGUGCAGCGGCCACCCCGGCCACAGUCCCCCACUCAGCUGCUUCACCAGAGCCUCCCGGCAGUGCAGGCCGCCCCGUCGUCCCAGAGCCUCUCCCAGCCGCUGUCCGCCUACAACAGCAGCAGCUUGAGCCUCAACAGUCUCAGCAGUAGCAGAAGCAGCACUCCAGCGAAGACUCAGCCCGCCCCCCCUCACAUCUCCCACCACCCCUCCGCCUCCCCGUUCCCCCUCUCCCUGCCCAAUCACAGCCCCCUGCACAGCUUCACACCCACCCUCCAGCCCCCCGCACACUCACAUCACCCCAAUAUGUUUGCCCCUCCCACUGCUUUGCCUCCUCCACCACCACUGACAUCAGGGAGUCUGCAGGUCCCCGGACACCCUGCCGGGAGCACUUACUCAGAGCAAGACAUCUUGCGCCAGGAACUGAACACACGUUUUCUGGCCUCUCAGAGUGCUGACCGCGGGGCUUCCCUGGGCCCUCCGCCCUACCUGCGGACAGAGUUCCACCAGCACCAGCACCAGCACCAGCACACGCACCAGCACACGCACCAGCACACCUUCACGCCAUUCCCCCACGCCAUCCCACCCACCGCCAUCAUGCCGACGCCAGCACCUCCCAUGGUGCGUACCCCAGGCAGAAAUUUUGACAAAUACCCUACAAAAGUUGACCCAUUCUACCGGCACAGUCUCUUCCACUCCUAUCCUCCUGCAGUAUCGGGCAUCCCCCCCAUGAUCCCACCCACUGGCCCUUUUGGUUCACUACAAGGAGCAUUUCAGCCCAAGACAUCCAACCCUAUCGAUGUCGCUGCUCGGCCUGGGACAGUCCCACACACUUUACUUCAAAAGGACCCGAGGUUGACAGAUCCUUUCAGACCUAUGUUAAGGAAACCAGGGAAGUGGUGUGCUAUGCAUGUUCACAUCGCCUGGCAGAUUUACCACCACCAACAGAAAGUCAAGAAACAGAUGCAGUCGGACCCACAUAAGUUGGACUUUGGACUGAAACCUGAGUUCCUGAGCCGCCCUCCAGGCCCCAGCCUCUUCGGAGCCAUCCACCACCCGCAUGACCUGGCCCGCCCUUCAACUUUGUUCUCUGCCGCUGGUGCUGCACACCCAACCGGAACCCCCUUUGGGCCACCUCCUCAUCACAGCAACUUUCUCAACCCUGCUGCUCACCUAGAGCCUUUUAAUCGGCCGUCUACGUUCACAGGCCUCGCAGCAGUCGGUGGCAAUGCCUUUGGGGGACUUGGAAACCCUUCAGUUACACCCAACUCAAUGUUCGGCCACAAGGAUGGCCCCAGUGUGCAGAGCUUUAGCAACCCUCACGAACCCUGGAACCGGCUGCACCGAACGCCUCCGUCGUUCCCGACCCCUCCGCCCUGGCUGAAGCCAGGGGAGAUGGAGCGCAGCGCGUCCGCUGCAGCUCAUGACAGAGAUAGAGAUGUAGAUAAACGAGACUCAUCCGUUAGUAAAGAUGACAAAGAAAGGGAAAGCGUUGAGAAGAGACACUCCAGCCACCCUUCACCAGCACCUGUCCUCCCGGUGGGCGCCCUGGGACACAACCGCAGCUCCGCCGAACAGAUCAGGGGUCAUUUGAACACUGAGGCUCGCGAGAAAGACAAACCCAAGGAGAGGGAGCGAGAGCACUCGGAAUCGCGCAAGGACCUGGCCGCCGAGGAGCACAAGGCGAAGGAGGGCCACGCGCCCGAGAAGGACGCGCACGGCCACGAGGCGCGCGCCGCGGGCGAGGAGGCCAAGCAGGGGCCCCGCGCCCGCCCCUCGGAGCCGCCGCCGCCCAGCUCCUCGGCGGGCGUGCACGCGGGGCCGCUGGCGUCCAUGCCCAUGACGGUGGGGGUGACGGGCAUCCACCCCAUGAACAGCAUCAGCAGCCUGGACAGGACUCGCAUGAUGACCCCCUUCAUGGGCCUCAGCCCCAUCCCGGGGGGCGAGCGCUUCCCGUACCCCUCUUUCCACUGGGACCCCAUCCGGGACCCCCUGAGGGACCCCUACCGGGAACUGGACGUGCACCGCCGGGACCCGCUGGGCAGGGACUUCCUGCUGCGCAGCGACCCGCUGCACCGGCUCUCCGCCCCGCGGCUCUACGAGGCCGACCGCUCCUUCCGGGAUCGGGAGCCGCACGACUACAGCCACCACCACCACCACCCGCACCCCCCGCUGCCCGUGGACCCGCGGCGCGAGCACGAGCGGGGCGCGCACCUGGACGAGCGUGAGCGCCUGCACCUGCUGCGCGAGGACUACGAGCACCCGCGGCUGCACGCCGUGCACCCCGCCGCCCUGGACGGACACCUGCCGCACCCCAGCCUGCUGGCGCCGGGGCUCCCGAGCAUGCACUACCCCCGGAUCAGCCCCACCGCGGGCCACCAGAACGGGCUGCUCAACAAGACCCCGCCCACGGCGGCGCUGAGCGCGCCCCCGCCGCUCAUCUCCACGCUGGGGGGCCGCCCGGGGUCCCCACGCAGGACUACCCCGCUGUCAGCGGAGAUCCGGGAGAGGCCCCCGUCGCACACGCUCAAGGACAUCGAAGCCCGGUGAGGGGGCAGGAAGGCCUGGACGUGGGGCGAGAGACAGCGAGCGAGGGAGACCGCCUCCCUCCCGGACCGCAGCCCCACUCCCGCCCUGUACAGUGUACAGACUCCUCGCAGAUUUUGAAAUUUUUUGUAUAUUAUAUGUUGAAAUUUUUCAGAUCUUUUAGCCAAUUCGUAUGUCCUCAUGUCUCCUCCUUUUUUUUCUUCCUUAUAUGAAACUUUUUUAUUUGAACCAAAACAGUGAAGAGGACAACACACACCAGUCGGAUGAUCACUGGGGAUGGGGGAGCCCACACGAUCCGUGACGCAGAGCUCUUUCAGAGGGAAGGGAAGGCCGUGUGUACAUAGCGUGUAAAAAAGAUUGCUUCAUGAGCUGAUGGUUCAUAUAUGCAAAAGGGUAAGAUGAAAGCUUUACUUUGUACAAAUGUAAAUAGAUAAACAUUAAGUAACAUAAUACAUUAAUACUUCUUAAAAUGUGCUAUUUGCAGACCUGGUAUCAGUGAGCACAGUCCUCUAAGGCCGUGUUCCCCUCUAUUGUUAGAGACAGCUAAACCCUUCAACUAUGCAAUGAAUGUUAGGGCUUUUCACAAAAGCCCGCCUGACUCAAAGGAGCCUUUUCAGAUCCAUUUACAACAUACUUAAGGUCAUAUUUUCCCUAAACAAGCGCUUACGUGAUACGACUCUGUUUUCCUUGCUUGUUUUUUUUCAAAUGGAGAAACACCCUAUUUCGCAAACCGGACCCCAGGCUGGAACUUCGCAUCUGAAGUUGCUGCUUGUGGGCUGGGGGGUGGGCGGGGGUGCGCCCCGGUUAGGUAACUGAGGACAGGAGCACCCAGUGCUGGGGAGGAUGGGAUUUGUCAGAUGCCAAAAUCAGGGGGCCGGUGGAGGUGUCUGUCAGAAGCAGGUUGCCAGAACCUUCUCCCCGCCGGUCAUGUGAUUUCGCACACACCUCCUGUGGGAACCAUUCCUUUUUUAGUGUGUCCUGUUUCAUAUCUGUGCACACUUCCUCAUUUUGUAAUGCAAGUUAAUGACACCCAAACAGAUCCUGAAAGAAAGCUUCACGUUUUCUCAGAUGAUGGAUAUGUUGUCACUGUAAUCGCUGACGAAUUUAAGGUGCACAUUUCCCGACGUGACUCGUUGUAUUCCAGUUAGUCUUCAUGAGACUUUAUUUCUGGAAAUAGCUGAAGCAGGUCAGCUAGUGCAGCCUUCGAGAAUUGCAGAGGGUGAAAGGUGGCGGAGAAAAAGUCUUGUACGUGCGUGUGUUUUUGCGUUUGCAUCAAUCUUACUGUCUCUUCAUAAUACUUUUAUAAUACAUUAAGCCUCUUGUCUACAUAUUUGGAGAGAAUAUGACUUUACUAGCAGAGAAAUACAAUAUAUCUUGUCUACUGGACUGUAAAAUACAUGUAUGAAAUAAAAUUAGUUCCAUUUGGUCUUCUAGUAUAUUAAAGUGCUAUCUGACGUUGUUAUCCUGUUUUUGCAAAAAAAAAAAAAGUUAACUACAGACCAUUGUUUCUAAUAAGCAGAGAGAUCUAUUUUAGUAGUAAACUGAAGGUUUAGUUGUGAGCUUCAGAUUUUGUGAACACCAGAUGUUGUGCAGUGUUUUUUUUUUUAAGACAACAACUAAAAAAAAAAAAAGAAUCCAAGGAAUAUGUACACUGGAACUGUAGUGGUAGCUUUCAGUAUUGUAAAGAGAUUGUUCUAUACAGACCUUUUUGCUGUUAAUCCUGUAUGUAAUAAAGUCCUUUCUAGACCCUAUGUGAAAAGAAAAGUGAAGCAACUGAAUCUUCAGCAUGUUCUCAUCGGCGGAGCCUUCUUGUGUUAUGUAAACUGUGCCAUGUUAUUAAAAAAUGUGAACCAAG
Messenger RNA from Chinchilla lanigera (long-tailed chinchilla), 6661 nucleotides. It is a transcript of the gene Auts2, whose product is annotated as autism susceptibility candidate 2. The record is from RefSeq and is a predicted model, not a curated record. Lineage: Eukaryota; Metazoa; Chordata; Mammalia; Rodentia; Chinchillidae.